GGUACUGGCGCCAAAAACAACUUUUAUUUUGCGGGAACUGAAAGGUACUCAAGAUGCCGACAGUCCAACCUCUCCGAUAUGCACACAGCGAUGGACACACUGACGUGUGUUUUGAUGAAAGUGGAAAGCAUAUGCUGACAUGUGGAACAGAUGGAGAUGUGCGAGUUUGGGCUGGCAUAGAUGAUGACGAUGCAGUCUCUCACAGAGUUGGUGACCGUGUGUAUGGUAUUAUAUAUAAGAAUAGCCGAUUCUUUACAUCCUCUGAUACCAACACUAUCCAAGCUCACACCUUCCCUGAUGGAGGACCUGAUGGCAUCCUGACACGUUUCACGGCUCCUGUCAACCACAUGGUGAUAAAUCAGUCCGGCAAGACCAUGGUGGCAUGCUCAAGUGACUUCACUAUUAAGGCAGUAGAGGUGGAAACAUGUAGUCAUAAGACUAUGCAAGGUCAUGAAGCCCCUGUUCUCAGUGUUGCACUGGACCCAAAGGAGGAGUUUGUGGCCUCGUCAAGCUGUGAUGGUACUGUUAGGAUAUGGCAACACACUGACCACUCUCAAGUCACAUCCAUGAGUAUUCUUCCCAAAACAAAUGAUGUCAGUUUAUCCAAAACAAUGUGUCGGUUAUGCUGGGAUUUGAAAGGAGAAAACCUUUUUGUUCCUGUGGAAAAGGAAAUUCACAUUUAUGAAAGAUCCAGCUGGAAAAAAGUAGGAGCCUUUCAAGAUGAAGAUAUAGCAGGGGUAUUGUCUAUCCUGGCACUCUCUCCUGACGGUAAGACUCUUGCUGCAGCAUCAUCAGAAGGAAGUAUCCUGGUGUUGGAUAUAAAGACAAAGAAAUGUGUGGAUAGGUAUAGACACCCAAAGAAAUUUUCGGUGACUUCCCUAGCAUGGAAUCCGAAAAAGGCAACAGAGCUAGCCUUUUGUGAUCAAGAGGGCCAGCUAGGGAUGAUGGAGAACAUCACGCUGUCUUUAGACACCAAGCAGAGUGUUCCUGUACAGGAGACAAGAGCAAAGGAGACUCUUGGAAUAUUUGACGAUGAUGAUGACGAUGACAUGCUGAUACAGGCGACAAAUGACGAGAAGAAAAUGGGAAUAGACUUAGGAGCAGAUAACUCUGGUGAUGACGACCAGAUUCCAGUCAUAAAACCUUUAGGAGAUCUUGAUGAUGAUGCUAUGUCUAAGAAGUCGGACCAAGACGACAGUGCCAGUGUAAUAUCGGAUGCCCCGCUGGUGUUGCCACCUGCUCCUGUGGUGGUAGAAGGGUUCAAGCCUACACCACUCCAGAAUCCAUUCCAGCCAGGGAGUACGCCAAUUCACCUCUCCAGCAGAUUCAUGGUUUGGAACUCCAUUGGAAUCAUCAAGCAGUACAACACAGAAGAAGAGAACAGCAUUGAUAUAGAGUUCCACAAUACAUCAGUUCACCAUGCCAUGCACAUCAGCAACUCAAGUAACUACACACUGGCGGACAUGUCCUCUGAAGCUGUCGUUCUUGCUGCUGAGAGUGAGGAUGGCAACUCCAGCAAACUCACAUGCAUGCAUUUUGGGUCCUGGGACAGCUGCAAAGAGUGGACCACAUCCAUGCCAGAGGGGGAGGAGAUAACGGCUGUAACACUGGGUGAGGACUGGGUCGCUGUAGCUACAGACAAGAGAAACAUUAGGUUGUUCAGUUUGGGUGGCAUACAGCGGGAGAUAUUUUCCAUACCAGGGCCUGUUGUGUGUAUGGCAGGUCACACAAAUCAGCUGAUGCUAGUAUACCACAGAGGCAUGGCCAUUCCUGGUGACCAGUGUCUGGGUGUGACAUUGAUGUAUGUGGAAGGAAAACAGAGCACUGUGUUGGGAGGACAACCCCUACCUCUCUCCCCAAAGACUGCACUGGCUUGGACUGGUUUUUCAGCUGAAGGGACACCUUUCUACAUGGAGUCUUCUGGCAUUGUCAGGAUGUUAAAUCGGAAGUUUGGUCCAAGCUGGAUUCAAGUGGCCAACACAAAAUCACAUGCAAAGGGGAAAUCUGAUCACUACUGGAUUGUAGGGGUGAAUGAGAACCCCCAACAGUUACGCUGUAUCCCCUGUAAGGGGUCCAGAUACCCUCCGGUCCUGCCCCGUCCUGCCGUGUCUAUACUACCGUUUCACGUGCCUUUCUGUGAGAUGAAUACUGAGAAGAGUCAGUAUGAGGAAACCUUGUGGAGGACUCGACUGUUUGGCCAACACUUUGACCAGUGGAUGGCCCAAGGAUUUGAGUUUGAAUCUUCAAGGAAAGUUGAUAACCUGAAACCUGCUCAGGAAGCCCUAAUGAAACUCUUUGCUUUGUCAGCACGAUCCGACCGUGAGUUCCGAGCCCUAGAGGUUUGUGAGAUGAUGCCAGAACAGCACACACUUCAACUAGCCAUUAAAUAUGCCAGUCGUAUCAAACAUAUGCAUCUGGCUGAGCGAAUCAGUGAGUUGGCUCAACAGAAAGAGGAAGAGGCAGAACAAGAGGAGGAGGAGGAGGAGGAGGAUGUACAGCAAGCUAGUUAUAAUCCUGCCCCGGCCUGGACUGGUAGAAAUGGCCAUAUGGGAGUACAACCAAGGGGUCACUCAAUACAGGACGAAGAGGUGAUGGAUGAAGGUGAUGAGGAAAUCAAUAUGGAUGAAGAAGAGGAAGAUGAGGAGAGACCAUCAGGUCCUAUGUUAAAUUUUAAAUCAAAAUCGGAGAAACCAACCCGACCCCAAUUUAUUUCAUCGGCAAGGUCAUCUAACCCUUUCAAGAUGUCCCAGGGAUCACAGAAGACAACCCCAAGUGGAGGUGCAAAGGGAACACAGGUGUUUGACAGUAUGAAUCGAAAAAAAGUAGAUAAAAGUAAGGCAGCAGAUCCCAUCAUCAUUGGCAAGCCAGGAAAGAUACUUGUUAAACCCAAAAAGUCCACACAGGGAAAUUUAUUUGCAACAAAACCUAAAACAGAUACACCAAAGUCUGAUACUCCUUGUGAGACUCCUACCCCUCAGCAAAGUACACCGUCAGCAUUCGACCUGUGGCUAGAGAAGAAUCGAAUAGAACUGGAAGAGGAACAUCCUGACCUGGGAGAUGCAGAUCUGGUACAAACCGCUGCAGAGCGUUUCCGGGACGUCCCUAGAGAGGAAAAACAGGUUUGGAUCACCAAAGCAAAACAACUUAAGUCAGAAAAUUCAGAAAAUGUACAAAACACAGAAAAUACAAGUGCAGAAAUUUCAGCUGAAAACAAGAAACGAAAACGAGAUGAAAUGGACCCUAAAGGAAUAAAAGACAUUGCUAAUAAAAAGAAAAAAGAAAGUUUUUUAGAUAGUAAUAAGAAACCAUUGUCACAAAGCACCAACUCUAAACUUGCUGGAUUUGCUUUUCAAAAAGAUUGAAUUAUACGUACUUUAGUAAUUUAAGAUGUUAUGGACUUUUAAUGCAAUGUUGAUAUCUUCCAUUUAAAUGACUAUAUAGAAAGAUAAAUAUUAAGAUUGGCAUUGAAAUAAUUAACAAGCCAGCUUGGCUGAACCAUUUAAGUGUGUGUCAUAGUGUUAGGUUGCCAUCAUGUUGAAUCGUACUGUACCACUGAAGUUAAGUGUUUUGUUUAUGGCUGUGUAGUACCUGAUCAUGUUUUUGUACAAGAUGUCUUCUCAGAUUUUAUUUGGCGUGAUAAAUAAGUUCCUAUCAUGAGGUCAUAAAACUAUCUGUAACUCGAUAUGGCAAUGUUUAAUGACGGAAUAUAAUUUUGAAGUUCACUAUGACUACAUGAUAAGGGUAUGGCAAUGUUGAUUCAUUUAUCCAUGAAAUAUAUCUUCAACCUGUAUGUGUACUAUACGGGUUGUUUAAGGUGAUAUUUGAAUGGUUGAAAACUUACCGCUGUUUUCCCCCCAGAUUGAAUAGUUAUAAAACCUACCUCUAUUUUCCUGGAAACAUUACUUAACUAAAGUAAUUGUUAAAUGUACAUGGUCUGUCAAUGUAUAUGUCUUGAGGUGUUCUCAUUGUAGUCAGUUGACUAAACAAACCAGCAGGUUUAUAUUUAUUGUACAGAGUAGGAGGAUUUCACUAAUUUCUUCGAUUAUGUGUGAAAGAAAAGUAUAUUUUUAAUAUGUGUAUGAAAUUAAAGUGCUAUUGCUAAACAACCGA
Molecule: messenger RNA, 4110 nt
Organism: Pecten maximus
Lineage: Eukaryota; Metazoa; Mollusca; Bivalvia; Pectinida; Pectinidae
Product: WD repeat and HMG-box DNA-binding protein 1-like
Biological process (GO): DNA-templated DNA replication; mitotic cell cycle; DNA repair
Cellular component (GO): nuclear replication fork
Molecular function (GO): chromatin binding; protein binding
Source: RefSeq, a predicted model, not a curated record